AUGAAGACAACAACGUUAAUCCUGGCCAUAGUCCUCUCCCUCCUCUCUCCCGCCGCCCUCUCCUCCGACGAGAGAUGCAACCCACAUGACAAAAAGGUUCUCCUGCAAAUCAAACGCGCUUUCAACAACCCUUACCACCUCGCCUCAUGGGACCCUUCCACCGACUGCUGCACCUGGUACGUCGUCGAGUGCGACGANCGGACCAACCGUAUCAACCAGCUCCACCUCUUCGCCGCCAAUGUCUCCGGCCAGAUCCCGCCGGCCGUGGCCGACCUCCCCUACCUCGAGCUCCUCACCUUCCACAAGAUCACCAAUCUAACCGGCCCCAUCCCCCGGGCCCUCGCCCGUCUCACCAACCUCAGAUCGCUCACCAUCAGCUGGACCAACGUCUCGGGCCCCGUGCCUGCAUUCCUUGCCGACCUAAAAAACCUCACGUCUCUCGAUUUGUCGUUCAACCAACUGACCGGCCCGAUUCCUCCCGAGCUGGCCCAGCUCAGGAACCUGGACGGGCUGAGGUUGGACCGGAACAGGCUCACGGGCCCAAUACCCGACUCGUUCGGGGAUUUGACCCCGAGCCUGCAGUAUCUGUACCUGUCCCAUAACCAGAUCACGGGGAAUGUGCCGAGAGUUAUGGGUAAAUUGAACUUCACAUUGAUCGAGCUACAGAGGAACAGGAUCGAGGGCGAUAUAUCGUUCUUGUUCGGCAAGAAUAAGACGGUGGGCGUGCUUAGGGGUGUUCAUCGACCGAACUGA
Molecule: messenger RNA, 753 nt
Organism: Striga hermonthica
Lineage: Eukaryota; Viridiplantae; Streptophyta; Magnoliopsida; Lamiales; Orobanchaceae
Source: the annotation of a GenBank genome assembly